Molecule: messenger RNA, 2530 nt
Organism: Fusarium verticillioides 7600
Lineage: Eukaryota; Fungi; Ascomycota; Sordariomycetes; Hypocreales; Nectriaceae
Product: DNA polymerase sigma subunit
Exons: 3
Coding region: 41-2113 (690 amino acids)
Biological process (GO): RNA 3'-end processing
Cellular component (GO): TRAMP complex; nucleolus
Molecular function (GO): poly(A) RNA polymerase activity; mRNA binding
Source: RefSeq, a predicted model, not a curated record
UCCACCGCAUAAAUCACAUCUGCAUCCCCAACGACACAAAAUGCCGCCGCGCAACAACAGGCCGCGCAACUCGCGUCCCGACUCGCGCCCAAGAAACGACCGUCCUCUGCGUCCCGAAGCCGACAGCUAUCGACCUGGCGACAGGCAUGACUUGCCUCCUCGACCGCCGCCCCGCGAUAAUUAUGGCCACUCCGAUUCAUACCGCCCGCGCGUGCCGCAGGGCGACUUUACCUUUCGUGUAGACAAGCCAGCUGGCAUGCCUGAUUUCCCGGCUGAUUAUCGUGGGCCGUCUGAAAGGAGAGGGCCGCGUCGCGAUGGUGGUCGUGGUGGCCGAGGUCGGGGUCGUGGAGGAAGGAAAUGGCAACCUCCGCCUCACCCGUCUGAACGCGCUUUGGUAUCUGGAGCGACUGCGAAUAUGCCCGAGGAGCGACUUGGAGAAGAGGGCGCUGCCAAAUACCGCGAUGUCGAUGAGCUAUCAGACGACGAUGAGCUCGAGAUGGACAUUUCUUCAUCUUCCGAGACAGAAGGACCUUCCAAGAAACGUGCCAAAACUGGAGAUGAUGGAUCUGGCGAUGCUGCACCUAAGUGGUCAAAUCCCGAUCCCUACACUGCCCUCCCAUGUCCCGACGAGAGCACCCGCAAGAAACGUGAUAUGGUCAAAUUGAUCCGAAAAGCGCGCGUGGAAGACCAGUCGGAGAAACUAGCUGCUUCAACCGAAGCCGAGGACUUUAUCUCGUUUGACCUGACAGAAGACGAAGAGAGCAGCGAAGAAGAGGAGGAAGCACCGCCGCCUCCCCCGCGCGAACCACCCCCGCCACCGCCUCCGAAUGCGCCCUCUGGACCGAGAGCUGAGACUGCGCGUUUGCCCGAGAAGCCACGAGCGCCUGCUAAUGGGACUCUGGAUACGGCGCGAAGAAAUGAUCCGCUUGGAUCUCGAAAGCGGACUGCGGACGAUGAGAUCAAGCCUCCUGAUUAUGGACAAUUGAAGAAGGCUACGACGAAGCCUUCAAAAGGUGCGCUCUUGCCCAGUUGGCAGCCGAAGACAACCGAGGACCCAUGUCCUUGGGAUACUGUCGAUCACUCUGCUACCAUGAACAUGCCAUUCCGAUUACACAAGGAAAUCAUCGACUUCUACGAAUACGUCAGACCCCGCGAUUUCGAACAGCGAAUCCGUGACAACCUCGUCGAGAACCUUCGAAAGGCCAUGCGACGCGACGGAAGGAACUUCGCGAGCGCCUCGGUCCACCCCUUCGGUUCCUUCAUGUCAGGCCUCUACCUCCCCACCGCAGACAUGGAUCUAGUCGUCUGCUCCGCAAGCUUCAUGCGAGGCGGUCCCCCAACGUACCUGUCGGCAAAGAGCUGGCUGUACAAGUUCCAGAAGUUCCUCACCAGCCAACACGUAGCUGACCAACACUCCAUCGAGGUUAUUGCCCACGCUAGAGUUCCGUUGGUCAAAUACGUUGACAAGCAGACUGGUCUCAAGGUUGAUGUGUCGUUUGAGAACUUGGGCGGUGUGAAUGCUGUCGACACGUUCCUUGAGUGGAAGGCCCAAUAUCCUGCCAUGCCUAUCCUGGUGACUGUGAUCAAACAUUUCCUGCUCAUGCGUGGUCUGAAUGAACCUGUGAAUGGAGGAAUUGGCGGUUUCACCGUGAUUUGCUUGGUUGUGAGCAUGUUGCAGCUUAUGCCACAGGUACAGAGUCGAAACCUCAUCCCGGAGCAUCAUCUCGGCGAGAUGCUUCUCGAGUUCUUCCAUCUCUACGGCCGCGAAUUCCGCCACGACACCAACGCCAUUUCCCUGACCAGACCAAUUGGGUACAUCCGAAAGUCCGAGGUCCGAAGCCUCACGUACAAGAACUACGACCGCCUCUCCAUCAUCGAUCCCAACAACUCGGGCAACGACAUCUCCGGCGGCUCAUCUAACACCGUAGCCAUCCUUGACCGCUUCAAAGGCGCCUUCAAUCUCCUACGUGACAGAAUGGACGAGAUUGCCCGUGAUCCCAACCAGGGCAACAUUCUCGAAGUGAUUCUCAAAGGCGACUACUCCUCCUUCAGAAUGCAGCGAGAUUUCCUCCGCCACGUACAUGAGAAGCACAUCGGACCUUGUUCUUCCUGAUCCUCCUUUCCCGAUCAAAAGCCUAUAUUGAUACCCCCCAAUCGGUGUUGUGCAUAUUAUCUGAUGCUGGAGUUUUUUUGUGUCUUUUUGCCGGUUAUGGAUAUUUGGGGUGGCUUGGAAGACGUCAUGAUCUUUGCAUUUCUUUUUUUGUUCAAACUUGCAUUUGUGUAUAGUAACGCCGUGAUGAAGGGGUGGUUUGCUGUUUUCAGAGGGACUGGCGCAGAUUACAUUUUCCACCGAGAGGCGCUCACGCAUCGGCCUAGUGGCCUAGAAUUGGACGACGAAAUUUAUUCACAACGACUCGAACCUGAUCUACUAAUCAUUGCAGUGACUUGACGAGACGACUUGAUAUGGCGACACUGACGAUACUUGCAGAUUUUGCUUUUUUUGAAAGAGUGCGGAAUGCAUUCGACGUCC